Molecule: messenger RNA, 2508 nt
Organism: Rangifer tarandus platyrhynchus (Svalbard reindeer)
Lineage: Eukaryota; Metazoa; Chordata; Mammalia; Artiodactyla; Cervidae
Source: the annotation of a GenBank genome assembly
AUGUGGCUCCUGGCGCUGUGUCUGGUGGGGCUGGCGGGGGCUCAACGGGGGGGAGGGGGUCCCGGCGGCGGCGCCCCGGGCGGCCCGGGCCUGGGUCUCGGCAGCCUCGGGGAGGAGCGCUUCCCAGUGGUGAACACGGCCUACGGGCGAGUGCGCGGCGUGCGGCGCGAGCUCAACAACGAGAUCCUGGGCCCCGUCGUGCAGUUCCUGGGCGUGCCCUACGCCACGCCCCCCCUGGGCGCCCGCCGCUUUCAGCCGCCCGAGGCCCCCGCCUCGUGGCCCGGCGUGCGCAACGCCACGACCCUGCCGCCCGCCUGCCCGCAGAACCUGCACGGGGCGCUGCCGGCCAUCAUGCUGCCCGUGUGGUUCACCGACAACCUGGAGGCGGCCGCCACCUAUGUGCAGAACCAGAGCGAGGACUGCCUGUACCUCAACCUCUACGUGCCCACCGAGGACGGUCCGCUCACAAAAAAACGUGACGAGGCGACGCUCAAUCCGCCAGACACAGAUAUCCGGGACUCCGGGAAGAAGCCAGUGAUGCUGUUUCUGCACGGUGGCUCCUACAUGGAGGGCACGGGGAACAUGUUCGAUGGCUCCGUCUUGGCCGCCUACGGCAAUGUCAUUGUAGCCACGCUCAACUACCGGCUUGGGGUGCUCGGUUUUCUCAGCACUGGAGACCAGGCUGCAAAAGGCAACUAUGGGCUCCUAGACCAGAUCCAGGCCCUGCGCUGGCUCAGUGAGAACAUCGCCCACUUUGGGGGGGACCCUGAACGCAUCACCAUCUUCGGAUCUGGGGCAGGAGCCUCCUGUGUCAACCUCCUGAUCCUCUCCCACCACUCGGAAGGGCUGUUCCAGAAGGCCAUUGCCCAGAGCGGCACUGCCAUUUCUAGCUGGUCUGUCAACUACCAACCACUCAAAUACACGCGACUGCUGGCUGCCAAGGUGGGCUGUGAUCGGGAGGACAGCGCCGAGGCUGUGGAGUGUCUGCGCCGGAAACCCUCUCGGGAGCUGGUGGACCAGGAUGUGCAGCCUGCCCGCUACCACAUCGCCUUUGGGCCCGUGGUGGACGGUGAUGUCGUCCCUGAUGACCCUGAGAUCCUCAUGCAGCAGGGAGAAUUCCUCAACUACGACAUGCUCAUUGGCGUCAACCAGGGAGAGGGCCUCAAGUUCGUGGAGGACUCGGCAGAGAGUGAGGAUGGCGUGUCCGCCAGCGCCUUCGACUUCACGGUCUCCAACUUCGUGGACAACCUGUAUGGCUACCCAGAGGGCAAGGACGUGCUACGGGAGACCAUCAAGUUCAUGUACACAGACUGGGCUGACCGGGACAAUGGCGAGAUGCGGCGCAAGACCCUGCUGGCACUCUUUACUGACCACCAGUGGGUGGCACCGGCUGUGGCCACCGCCAAGCUGCAUGCUGACUACCAGUCUCCCGUCUACUUUUACACCUUCUACCACCACUGCCAGGCUGAGGGCCGGCCCGAGUGGGCGGACGCAGCGCACGGGGAUGAGCUACCUUAUGUCUUUGGUGUGCCCAUGGUGGGUGCCACUGACCUCUUCCCCUGCAACUUCUCCAAGAAUGAUGUCAUGCUCAGCGCCGUGGUCAUGACCUACUGGACCAACUUCGCCAAGACUGGCGACCCCAACCAGCCGGUGCCGCAGGACACCAAGUUCAUCCACACCAAGCCCAACCGCUUCGAGGAGGUGGUGUGGAGCAAGUUCAACAGCAAAGAGAAGCAGUACCUGCACAUCGGUCUGAAGCCGCGCGUGCGCGACAACUACCGGGCCAACAAGGUGGCCUUCUGGCUGGAGCUCGUGCCGCACCUGCACAAUCUGCACACGGAGCUCUUCACCACCACCACGCGCCUGCCGCCCUACGCCACGCGCUGGCCGCCGCGCCCGCCCCCUGGCGCCCCGGGCACGCGCCGCCCGCCGCCCCCCGCCACCCUGCCGCCGGAGCCGGAGCCCGAGCCGGGCCCUCGGGCCUACGACCGCUUCCCCGGGGACUCCCGAGACUACUCCACGGAGCUCAGCGUCACCGUGGCCGUGGGUGCCUCGCUCCUCUUCCUCAACAUCCUCGCCUUUGCUGCCCUCUACUACAAGCGGGACCGGCGGCAGGAGCUGCGGUGCCGGCGGCUCAGUCCCCCCGGCGGCUCCGGCUCUGGGGUGCCCGGCGGGGGCCCCUUGCUCCCCGCUGCCGGCCGCGAGCUGCCACCCGAGGAGGAGCUGGUGUCGCUUCAGCUGAAGCCGGGUGGGGGCGUUGGGGCGGACCCUGCAGAGGCCCUGCGCCCCGCCUGUCCGCCCGACUACACUUUGGCCCUGCGCCGGGCGCCGGACGACGUGCCUCUCUUGGCCCCCGGGGCCCUGACCCUGCUGCCCAGCGGCCUGGGGCCACCCCCUCCCCCGCCGCCCCCCUCCCUCCAUCCCUUCGGGCCCUUCCCCCCGCCGCCCCCCACAGCUACCAGCCACAACAACACGCUCCCCCACCCCCACUCCACCACUCGGGUAUAG